AUGUUACCGACAAUUUCAGUGCUUGCAGAAAAUACCUUGCCGAAGACCGCUUGCCAAGUCUUGAGUGGCGACAUCCACGGGCAGUUCUCGGACCUGCUCCGGCUGUUCGACUACGGCGGGCUGCCGCCGACGGCCAACUACCUGUUCCUGGGCGACUACGUGGACCGUGGCAAGCAGAGCAUCGAGACCAUCUGCCUGCUGCUGGCGUACAAGAUCAAGUUCCCGGACAACUUCUUCCUGCUGCGGGGCAACCACGAGUGCGCCUCCAUCAACCGCAUCUACGGCUUCUACGACGAGUGCAAGCGCCGCUUCAGCGUCCGCCUUUGGAAGCUCUUCACCGACUGCUUCAACUGCCUCCCCGUGGCGGCGCUCAUCGACGAGAAGAUCCUCUGCAUGCACGGCGGCCUCUCCCCGGACCUCGACAGCCUCGACCGGAUCGCCGAGAUCCAGCGCCCCGUCGACGUGCCCGACCAGGGCCUCCUCUGCGACCUCCUCUGGUCCGACCCCGACCGCGAGAGCCCCGGCUGGGGCGAGAACGACCGCGGCGUCUCCUUCACCUUCGGCGCCGAUAAGGUCGCCGAGUUCUUGAACAAGCACGACCUCGACCUCAUCUGCCGCGCCCACCAGGUUGUGGAGGACGGGUACGAGUUCUUCGCGGACCGGCAGCUGGUCACCAUCUUCUCUGCGCCCAACUACUGCGGCGAGUUCAACAACGCCGGCGCGCUGAUGAACGUCGACGCCAGCCUGCUCUGCUCCUUCCAGAUCCUCAAGCCCUUGAGAGCCAAAGCACAGACGGACUAA
This is a messenger RNA of Triticum turgidum subsp. durum (durum wheat), 801 nucleotides long. NCBI's taxonomy places the organism in Eukaryota, Viridiplantae, Streptophyta, Magnoliopsida, Poales, Poaceae. The record is from the annotation of a GenBank genome assembly.